Dichomitus squalens LYAD-421 SS1 is the source of this 906-nucleotide messenger RNA. RefSeq names its product Redoxin. Gene Ontology annotation, biological process: hydrogen peroxide catabolic process; cell redox homeostasis; cellular response to oxidative stress. Lineage: Eukaryota; Fungi; Basidiomycota; Agaricomycetes; Polyporales; Polyporaceae. Bases 265 to 777 code for a protein of 170 amino acids. The transcript is spliced from 6 exons. Gene Ontology annotation, cellular component: mitochondrion; peroxisome; cytoplasm. The record is from RefSeq and is a predicted model, not a curated record. Gene Ontology annotation, molecular function: thioredoxin peroxidase activity.
CUUGCUCCUGUCUAGAGCAGCCUCGAGACCAUGCUCGGCCAUAUCGCUGCGAAAUCCAACGUCCUCAGGGCUGCCACGCACGCCCGGCCGAAGGGGUUCCCGACCGGAGCUGGUCAGGGAACGCGGUUACUAACCACUCAUACUUCCUCCCCACGUCAUGUGACGAGCCGAAACUGCUCGAGCUCGCCAUCGUCCACGGGUAGCGCAGGCUUUGGAUAUAAUAAUAGGCUUAGUCGAAAGACUUACGCAACGAACGCGAACGCAAUGGCUACUAUCAAGGUCGGCGACACCAUCCCCCAGGGCACGUUCACCUACAUCCCUUGGAGCCCUGAGCUCGAGGACCACUCCGCUUGCGGUGUCCCCGUCAAGCUGAGCACGGACGAGUGGAAGGGCAAGAAGGUCGUCCUCGUCGCCGUCCCCGGCGCGUUCACGCCGACGUGCCACGUAAACCACCUCCCGCCGUUCGUCGAGAAGUACGACGAGUUCAAGGCGAAGGGCGUCGACGUCAUCGCGGUCGUCGCUGCCAACGACGCGUUUGUCCAGAGCGGAUGGGCGCGCUUCCUCGGGUUGAAGGAUAAGGUCCUUGCGCUUUCCGACCCGAACGCGAAGUGGUCUUCGCAGCUCGGUCUCUCCCAGGAUCUGUCUGCAGUCGACUUUGGAACCCGCACAAAGCGCUACGCUCUUGUCAUCGACGACCUCAAGGUCACCUACGUCGGGGUCGAGACGGAGCGUGCUGUCUCCGUGUCCGGCGCAGACGCCGUCCUCGCUGCUCUCUGACUACAAGGCAGUUCCGAGUCUGAAUCGACGCCCAAGUUAUAAGUAGUGAAUGUACGAGUUCAUGUAUAUUGCAGUCAAACAAUAGAAGAUGGAGAAGGUCAUGCACCACCGAGUCUUGGUGUUCUUUCU